Messenger RNA from Dunckerocampus dactyliophorus (ringed pipefish), 3423 nucleotides. It is a transcript of the gene armh3, whose product is annotated as armadillo like helical domain containing 3. Lineage: Eukaryota; Metazoa; Chordata; Actinopteri; Syngnathiformes; Syngnathidae. Gene Ontology annotation, biological process: regulation of Golgi organization. Gene Ontology annotation, cellular component: cytosol. The record is from RefSeq and is a predicted model, not a curated record. The transcript has 26 exons. The coding region runs from base 142 to 2211 and encodes 689 amino acids.
GGUGUAGUGACACUGUGGUCCAGUAGGGGGAGAGAGUUAGCAGCAAAGACGCUGUUAGCAGUAUGCUAGCCAAAGCUAGUGCACUGUGAAGGAUACAUGAGCCUACAUAUGUACUUCAAACGUUGAAAGUGAGACCUAGCCAUGUCUCAGGUGGAGAAGAAGGCAGGUUUGUUGAGGAGGACGUCGUCCUCUAAGAAACCACUGAAGGAGAAGGUGGUGUUGAUGUAUGAUGAGAUCUUUGCAAAGGAAGAUCCGGCUAAAAACAGCCCUCGCUUCUGGGAUGAGCUGUUUCUAAUGAAGGUGAACUUGGAGUACCUUGAGUCAAAGCUGGAGAGUGUUGACGGCGAGGAGGUACAGCGAAUUCAGGACAACAUCAACUCCCUGUUCCACCACAGCGUUCAGGCUCUGGGAGAGGAGCAUCAGAUCAAAGUGGUCAACGCUCUGCAGACUCUGUGUGCGCUUUUUCGUGGGGUUCAUCAAAAGAACAAGUCAGCAUCUGGCUUUGACAUCAUUAAUAUGCUCAUGGGCUUUGACAAAGCCGAGCAACGGAUGAAGGACCUAAUGGAGAGACUGGACAGCCUUCUUUGUGGAGAUGGCUCAGAGAGUCUGAAGAGCCUUUGUCUCAAACUUCUUCUCUGUCUGGUGACGGUAACUGACAAUAUUAGUCAGAAUACCAUCUUGGAAUAUGUGAUGAUCAAUAGCAUCUUUGAAGCCAUUCUGCAGAUUCUUUCAGAUGUGUCCAGUAGAGGGCAGCAUGGUUACGAUGCUGUGGUUCUUCUGGCCCUUCUGGUCAACUACAGGAAGUAUGAGUCUGUAAAUCCGUAUAUUGUGAAACUGUCUAUUGUGGAUGAUGAGCCAACACUGGAUGGAAUGGGCAUAGUUGUCCACCAGGCUUUAACAGAAUAUAACAGGCAGUACAAAGACAAAGAGGAAGAGAACCAGGGCGGUUUCUUCUCCACCCUCACUAGUAUGGUGGGCAACAUGUUUAUAGCAGAUGCUGAUGAGAAGCUCUCAGUGCAGACAAAUGAAGCGAUUUUGCUGGCACUGUACGAGGCUGUGCACCUCAACCGCAACUUCAUCACAGUAUUAGCACAGAGCCACCCUGAGAUUGACAUUGUUGCAACCCCCACCAACCCUGCUCCAACCACACCAACAACACCACUUGGCACAACCCCACCCUCCCUAGACAUGAUGAACAACCCAGAGCUGCCGCUGGAUCCCAACCUGCAGACGAGCAACCUUCUCAUCACCUUCCUCAAGUAUGCUUCUAUUGUAAUGCAGGAUACUAAAGAUGAGCAUCGACUCAACAGUGCCAGGCUGUGCCUAAUCAUCCUCACAUGUAUAGCCGAGGACCAGUAUGCUGAUGCCUUUUUGCAUGAUGACAAUAUCAACUUCCGCGUCAGUCUACAUAGAAUGCCCAUGAGACACAGAAAAAAAGCAGUGGAUAAGAACAUCCCGUCUCGGCCAUUGGUGUGUGCAGUUUUAGAUCUGAUGGUAGAAUUUAUUGUCACACAUAUGAUGAAGGAUUUUCCCAUGGAUUUAUACUUGCGCUGUGUUCAGAUCAUUCACAAACUCCUGUGCUACCAAAAGAAGUGUCGAAUCAGGUUACACUACACUUGGAGAGAGCUCUGGUCAGCACUCAUCAACCUGCUCAAGUUUCUACUGUCAAAUGAAACCACACUACUGGCCAAGCACAACAUUUUUCAUCUGGCCCUCCUGGUGGUGAACCUGUUCAACAUGUUCAUCACAUACGGCGACACAUUUCUGCCCACCUCCAACAGCUAUGAUGAGCUCUACUAUGAGAUCGUGCGAAUGCACCAAGUUUUUGACAACCUCUACUGUAUGGUAUUGAGAGUGUCAACAAACACUGGCCAGUGGAAGGAGGCUGCCAGUAAAGUCACACAUGCCCUUGUUAACGUUCGGGCCAUCAUAAACCAUUUUAACCCGAAGAUUGAGUCAUAUGCGUCUGUGAACCAUAUCUCCCAACUGUCCGAGGAGCAGGUGUUGGAGGUGGUGCGCUCCAACUAUGACACACUGACACUUAAACUGCAGGAUGGUUUGGACCAGUUUGAGCGAUACUCGGAGCAGCCCAAAGAAGCGGCUUUCUUCAAGGAGCUGGUACGCUCCAUCAGCCUGAAUGUGAGGAAGAAUGUGUCUCUGAACACUCUGAGUCAGGAUGUCCUCCUCAAAGAGUUCUCUACCAUCUCCUGAGAGGCCCCACAUGGACCUACAUCAGCAUGUACAGAACACGUCAGGUGCACACACCAACAACAUUAAAUGGAAGAUGUUGUCUUCAUUCCUCUUCUAUUGUCCCUGUUGGACUAUGUUAGGUUGGAAGCUCCAUCACGAGGGCCCUAUCCACACGGGAACAAUCCUGGGAUUUUUUUUUUUUUUUUUUGGCGGCUUGAAAAUAAAUUCAAAAAAAUCACAUCCACACAGUGUCGGAUUAGUAAAUAGUAGCUGCAUCCAGAUGGGAAUGGAUCGCUGGGUGAAAAUGAUGUAAUACAUAAGGCACACCUACAUGUGGCGCUGUAAACAGACACCCACGCAGAGCUUUGUGACACACCAAAACUAUAGAAGAAGAACGAACGCAUACCCAUAAAGUUUUCCACUAGACCUGGGCUUGUCCAAAUAUUCAGAUAUUAUGUUGGCAUGUCCUGGUCACGUAAACGGCGAGAGGGUGGCGACAUCAUCGUUUUCAGAAAGUAGGGGUUUGCUUGUCCACACAGCAACGUUGCCAGAUUUUCCCACUCUAGACGCCGUUUCAAAAAAAUUUGAUUUCAGGUCACCCAGAACGCUGUCGCCGUGUGGAUGAAAGGCUGAAAUGACAAUAUGGUUCGCCAUUUCGACCUGAAAACGUUCCCGUGUGGACCGCGCCUACGACGACACUAGAUUGUCCGUGUGUGUGCGUGCUCUUGCACUGGUUUCUUGCUUGCAAGCUGCAAUAUUGGCUGGACUGUUAACAGACAUGAAUGUUGGAAAUCACACAGUACUUAGAAAUCGUAUUUUUAACCCAUUGUUAGUAACUUCCGCUGUCUAAGUGAUUGGAUGUGUAAUUUAUUUCUCCACUUUGAGAUGGUGACGCUUGAUUGUCACUUUGUUUCUUUUCCCCAUGUAGCUGAAUUAUUGUGUGAAUGCUAACUUAAUGAUGUGUUCAAUGGGCAAUUCAAUUAUUUUAACUUAACACAGUUUGCUAAUGGAUUGUUGUGACCAGUAAAGACGUUGAUGCUGUGGAGUGAGGAAAAAGGAAGCAAUGACUAACUACUGUACAGUAUACCAUUUCCUGCUUCACUCAAACUUCAACUGAACAUGGUGAGCUUUUUUUUUUCUUUUUUUUGCUUAAUAUGUCUGGAUUAUUUCCACAAUGAUUUAUAAAUAAUAAAUACUGUAUGUACAACCAUCAACUUUUCAUUCAUUUUUUUU